Messenger RNA from Parnassius mnemosyne (clouded apollo), 282 nucleotides. NCBI's taxonomy places the organism in Eukaryota, Metazoa, Arthropoda, Insecta, Lepidoptera, Papilionidae. The record is from the annotation of a GenBank genome assembly.
AUGUGGAUGAACAUCGCGAUUUAUUGUAUUGUAAUACAUUUACUAACACCGGGGAAAACUCAUCUCCCGGAAAACGCGGUGACACCAUCGAACAAAAUUGAUCAAUUCUGUCAACUUGCCGAGACAUGUAUCCACGAUACUAUUCCCAUAUGUGGCACCAACGGUGAGAAGAAAAGAACUUUCAUGGAUUUGUGCGACUUACUAGAAUACGCCUGCGAUACAAAUGAAGUUUACAACCACGUCGAUGACAUGCCUGAUUGUCCAGUAUUCAAAAAUAAAUAA